Falco peregrinus (peregrine falcon) is the source of this 2975-nucleotide messenger RNA. RefSeq names its product four and a half LIM domains 3 (gene FHL3). Gene Ontology annotation, molecular function: actin binding; transcription coregulator activity. The transcript is spliced from 6 exons. Gene Ontology annotation, biological process: actin cytoskeleton organization. Lineage: Eukaryota; Metazoa; Chordata; Aves; Falconiformes; Falconidae. The coding region runs from base 363 to 1202 and encodes 279 amino acids. Gene Ontology annotation, cellular component: nucleus; Z disc; stress fiber. The record is from RefSeq and is a predicted model, not a curated record.
AACGGGGAGGCGAAGGACCGGUGCUGGGCCGGCUGUCUCGGGAGGGCGGCACCGGGGAGCAUCCCGCGGGGACCGGGGCCGCGCCGCCCCGCUGCUGCAGCGUCUGCGCGCUCCCACCGCCGGCGCGGCCCCCUCCUGGCUCCGGCGGCGGGUGCUUGUGCGGGGCGGGUACAGGGCGGCCGAGCCCGCCGCCCCCGGAGCGGCCCGGCCCAGCCCGCCGCGCCUGAGCUCCGCCCCGGGCCGGGCUCCUCGCCGUGGGGCUGGGGAGCCGCGCCGAGCCUGGCCAGCGCCGGGCGAGCAGCGAGUGGGGGCGCGCCCCGGGACACCGACCAGCAGGUGAAGGAGGCCCUCAGACUGGCACCAUGACAGAGUGCUUUGACUGCGACAACUGCAAGGAGUCCUUGUAUGGGCGCAAGUACAUCCAGAUGGACAAUGGCCCGUACUGCAUCCCCUGCUACGAUGCCCACUUUGCCAACACCUGUGAUGAGUGCAAAGAGCUGAUCAGCCACGACUGCAGAGAGCUGUACUACGAGGAUCGCCAUUACCACGAGCACUGCUUUCGUUGCUUCCGCUGUGACCGUUCUCUGGCCGACGAGCCGUUCACCUGCCAAGGCGAGGAGCUGCUGUGCAAUGACUGCUACUGCAGCGAGUUCUCCUCCAAAUGCAUUGCCUGUGAGAAGACAGUCAUGCCAGGAUCCCGUAAGCUGGAGUACAACGGACAAACCUGGCAUGAGCAUUGCUUCAUAUGCAGCAGCUGCCAGCAGCCCAUCGGGUCACGAUCCUUCAUCCCAGACAAGAAGGAUUAUUACUGUGUCCCCUGUUAUGAGAGCAAGUUCGCUCCUCGCUGCACUCGUUGCAAAAAGACCCUGACCAAGGGAGGAGUGACUUACCGGGAUGAGCCAUGGCACAAGGAGUGUUUCGUCUGCACAGGCUGCAAGACGCCCCUGGCUGGCCAGCAGUUCACCUCCCAGGAUGACAACCCAUACUGUAUCAAGUGCUUUGGGAACCUCUAUGCCAAGAAGUGCAGCGCCUGCACAAAGCCCAUCACAGGCUUUGGCGGUGGUAAAUACGUCUCCUUUGAGGACCGUCACUGGCACCAUAAUUGCUUUAACUGUGCCCGCUGCAACACCUCGCUGGUCGGGAAAGGCUUCAUCCCUGACAACGAUGAGAUCCUGUGCCGCGACUGCAGCAGCGACCUAUGAGCCUCUAAGGACACCGUGGGGCAGGGGCUUUCUCUAUUCUUCAGGGUCUUUGUGCCAGACACCCCAACAACAUCUCAGGGCAGGGCACGAGGCACAGGAGAUGGGGGCUGACCCCAAACCACGGUGUGUGCAGGGGAUUCCUGUGCCCCUCCCUGAAGGCUAGAGUACGCUAUGCUAUGGCUCUGUGCAGAGUCAAAGCUAAAUAAAGUUGAAAAAGGAGCUUCAAGACCCCCCAUAAUUUACUCUUUCCUUUUGCUUCCUGCCUGACCAGGCAUGAGCUAAGCCCAGGGCCCCAGCCAAGCAAAGGGCAGUCGCAGCAGCUUCAGCAUUGGGCUGCUGGACCUGCACGCUGGCAGCAUGUAUUUGCUCCCCCUGGCACAGUGCUGACUUUUCUUUUUUGCCCAUGUGCUUCCCUUGCUCUGUGUGAUACAAGGCAGCAGCAGCUCCUGGUGCGUGCAGCUUGGCCGUGCUGGCCUGUGUAGCGGCUGGCUUUGCAGCACAGCCUUUCCGUACGUGCGGCUGGUCUGUGGUGACCUGGGCAUGAAGGGCUCUCUGCCCCUUUUGGGGACACCAGGCUGGAGUGUGGCCAAGAAGAGCGUAUGUCCUGCCUGAUGGGAUCCACCUCUGGAUUUCUGUAGCCACGUCACUGUUUGUGGGCCAGACCCUUUGCUCUGCACAUCUCCGUAGAGGUGCUCUCACUCAGAUGUGGAUGAGGAGCUCAAAUCACUCGCAGGUACGGGGCGUUCUGUCCCCAUGCUCCCCAACUCCCUGGCCCGUUCUUGUCCAUCUGUGCUCCCAUCUCCCACAGCUGCCCCUGUGUGUCUGAGCUGGAGCCCGGUGGCUGUCGGCCCACUGGUGGUCCCCCCUGUGAUGUGCCUGGCUGAGGCCCAGAGAAGGGUGUGCUGAAGGCUGAGAGCACCGAGGGCUUUGUUCCUGCUCCGUCCCUCCCACGGGGAGCCGUGGGACAGGAGCUGCCUUCCCGAGGCGGUCGGAAGACCCUCCAUUAGUUCGGGGAGUGCUGCCCACAGGAAGGGAGGGUCUGCGGGAGCACAGGAGGUCAGCCGAGGGGGACGUUCAGGGUGUCCACAACUUGCUCCUGCCAAGGCCGUCCCCUGCCACUGCGGUGGGCAGGGGGUGGCGGCUCCCCCCAGCCACGCUCCUGCCUCGCUGUGUCCCAGCAAAGCAGAGGUGGCACCUGGGCUGCCCUGAGGAGGGGCUUUGCAUCUCCCAAGUCCCUGUGCGGGCAAAAUAGAACGUCUUGAGCCACCCCAGACUCACGCGAGGGCUGGAGCCGUCCUUGCCCGGGGGCUGAGCCAGCCCUGGGCCCUGCCCGGGCCCCCCCUGCCCUGGCUCUACAUGCCUUUCGCUCACCUUGCUGGGGCACUUCUGCUGACCCUGCUUUCCUGCUUAGAUGGCCACGUGCUUUUCUGAAAGCAUCUUCUUGUGUGUUUUUGGUUUUUUUUUUCCUUUUGUACUCUUUUGUCAUGAUAUCUGUCAUUUUGUAACCAACCGCAGGAUGAAGGGGCUAGCCCCCCCCGCCCCCCCCCCCCCCAGCUUUACUUAGGAACAGAAAAUGUUAUGCAUGUUGAAGUGUUUUUAACUCUGUAUUCAGAUCCUUGUUGAACCGUUGUUUGAAAGCUUUGAUGCAGGAAAAUCAGAGUUUGUGUGUUUGCUAUUCUGAGGAGCUUGGAGCAGUCUCUAGAAGGAAGUGUCCUAAACCUCAGCCUCCUGUGUAUUUCCUACGGCUUUAUAUAAUAAACCGUUUUAGUGAUG